Messenger RNA from Soboliphyme baturini, 327 nucleotides. The record is from the annotation of a GenBank genome assembly. NCBI's taxonomy places the organism in Eukaryota, Metazoa, Nematoda, Enoplea, Dioctophymatida, Soboliphymatidae.
AUGUAUUCGGUUCCGUCCCGACUGAACGCGGCUUUCGCCUACACGAUCAGCGUUUUAAGCGCAGUGACGUUUUGUUGUUUUUUGAGCACAGCUUUCCGUCAGUAUUCAACUUCUGCCUUAAUUUCAUCGUCGAGGCCGAUCGUGAAGCAUUUGCCGGAUUAUAGCGCAGCCCGCGAUAGCAGCGACCUCGGCUAUGUCAACUUCAAUGUCGAAGUGGAUCUGACGCCACUGUUCGACUGGAAUGUGAAACAGCUGUUUUUGUUCUUAACCGCCGAGUACGAGACGACCGAAAACGUAAGUAGUUUCGUGAUGAUUCCCAUAUCGUAA